UUCGCACAACACGCGUCCGUCUCCCUUUCCGUUUUCUCUCGUCUCCCUCUCGCUGAGUCCGUCUACACUCGCUUCCUCUUUUUCCUUCUGUCCCUCGGUAGGUCCUAAUUCCCCUCGCACCAUCCCCGAGCCGCCCCUCAUCUUCAAACCGAGCCCACGUCACUCUAUACUGCGGCAAAACGCUGAAACGUAACCCAUCUAUCGGAUGUCCGCGCUCAUUCUGAACGCGGACGCCAUGCGGUGCGUAGCACGGAGGUCUGAUCACGAGCUGCAGGCAUUCCUCGCGAACGGUUUCGUGAAAAAGUGACACCGACCCGUCCGAAGCAGCCCCCGAUAGCGCGAAGGAAUUCGAACGGGGCCGAGUAAUCCGCUGGUGAACUGGAGGGACACGGUUUCGCGGAGAAACGGAACCAGGAUCGUGCUAUGAUCGAAUACGCGCAAGUCUGACCUUGGUAGUCCAUCGGUAGCGGUUCGAAGAGAAGUCAAUGGAAAUUGUGGAAAAUAUUACUGAACUCGGGAUCUUGUCUUGAAGGUGUUGAUAUUUACCGAGUGCGUUCGAUCCUUUAAGGGUUGAAGACGUCUGUGGCGCGUGCUUACCCCCACUAUCACUCCCGUUCUCACCUAUCGUCCUCUAUCUUCCGUGCGAGCAGCCGACAAUGUCACUCCGCAGACAACUGAAUCGACCUUUCCAUUGAGGAUCUGAGAUGGCCGGUUCCGUUGGAGGAAUUUUGAUCGAUGGCGAACGCGUAUGAGUAUUUGAGUUUGAACGUGACAGUGCGAAGCGUUUCGCGUAGUUAGACGAAGAAGCUACUGUGGGAAUAUUCGAAUUCGAAUUAUCGAUGUCUCGGCCGCUCGAACUGUAAUAGAUUCGUGCCUUACACUCGACCAGCGGAUGACCUUAGACGUACGAAGGAGAUUGGUUGCAAGUGCCUUAAUAACAGUGCUAAGACGUGAACGACGUUUGUUUGUGUCGUUGUAGAUCAUUAAGGUCGUUUGAAUCUUCUAUUUGGAAUUGUUCCGAGUGUUCUGCUUCUGGUGCUGUUAUAUACGAGAAUCGUUAGUGUUACCGGGUUCGGCCAUCGCGCGCCGAGGCCGGAAUUUCGUCCAAGUUUUUCGAUGCACGGAUGGGAUUCGACGAUACUGGCAUUAAACGUCGCGAUCGUAAAAGUGGCGGGCGAUUCGAAGAAAUUCUGAAGAACAAUUUCCAACGAAGUCGACGACCGAGCGGAGAUGAAUAGACGGUGACCUCAUGCUUUACUUAACUCUUAACCGGCAGCGAGACAAUUGGAUCUUGGUUCGGGUCAUCAGCUUCGUCGUUUGGCGCGGAGGACGUGGUCCGUUGAUACCUAAAAUCUAUCAUGUGUUCCAACAAUUGGAUAGCUGAAGCUUGAUGCAAUAUUACGAUUCAAACGAACCUACGGAUAAAUAACACACCAGCAGAUUCCUUGAUCACAUUGUUUCGGCUAGAAACUUAAUCAUUUUUAUAUUUCCACGAAGAACCGGUCUGAAUUCAAUAUAUGAGCAGCAUUGUUAUAGGACCAUAACUCCCGAAGUGCCUUACGAUCUUCAUACAUCUUCUGACCCAGAUUUAAGCUAUAAAUCGAACGGUCGUCCAACUGUCUGCAUCGAUGGUAGUUACGAUGAUCGAGGGAAUAGCGUGUUAUUUAUAAUUCCGCCAAUUAGAGCCGUCCUCGAAAAUCAUUAGAGUCGAUAAACCAUCUAUCGUCUUGAAUUCUGUCUUUACAAACUUCUUCCCGAGCUCUCGCUGUCGAAGACAUCAAGUUUCGAUAAAAAUUCAUUGAAAUCCAAAAAGACUUGAUUUAGACCGGACUUGUGAAUGUCUUUCUGGCUGCUAAUUGUUGACAAGAAGCAGUCAUCACGAUGACGACUAUGGGUGUCACUGUAUUCUGUAACAGGGUGCAGCUGAACGGCAGCGAUCAGGAGCAAGUGAUGCUACUCAGAACGCUCCAGGACAACGAGAGCAAUAUUAUAGGCAACCAACCGCAUUUAAUCGUCCCCAAGAAUAAUAACAAUAACAACAAUAUGAAUUCCAAUUCGGUUUUGCCGCCUUACGAUCCAUCGAGGCUGAAGAAACAUGGGAAAAACGGUCAACCGCCGCCGGUAGCAGUGGCCAGGAGGAACGCUCGCGAGAGGAAUCGAGUGAAACAAGUGAACAACGGGUUCGCGACGUUGAGACAGCAUAUUCCUAGCCACAUCGCAGCAGGAUACGGAGAUAGAGGGAAGAAACUGUCGAAAGUGGAAACCUUGAGAAUGGCUGUGGAGUACAUCAGGGGAUUGCAGAGGUUGCUUGCGGAAGCGGACGGUGUCGAAUACGAUAACAAUGUCGGUGUCGGCCAGUGCAUACCAUCGCCUACCAGCAGCGUGAUUUCAUCCAGUCACAACGGGUCCGGAGAAAGACUGAUCUUGGAAGAUGAUGUCCUUGCUGAAGAGGAUAACGCAGAACAGUUGGAUGAUGAGGAGGACCAUAGGAAACAGAAGCAGGCUAAAUUAUCACCAAGAAGAGCAGUUCCUUCGCCACACGAUUAUUACGCUUCUUCGAUAGGAGAUGAAGAGAAUCUGGAGCCAAGAACACGAUCAAACACGCAGAAUUUUUCUCGAUUGUCUCCUAAUUCGGUGGCUUCUCCAUCGGAGUAUUACGCGCAGAAUGAAGAAAAUUUGGAGCCGCAAAUCCUCUCGCCGUACAGCGGCGGGGACAGCGAGGAGGGUGCAGCAACCGUUUUCGCGGCCAGUCCGGAAACCUUUUCUGGGGCGCUCUAUUAUAAACAGGAGAUCACUGAAUCUGGUGAAUUCAUGGAUGUUGUCAGCUGGUGGGAACAAGAGCAGAACAAGAUGGUUCACCAGCAACAUACGCAGCGCCUCACGCAUGUAUGAAAAGGCUCGCUCAAAAUCUCGAAUCUCGCUGGACCGAUCUCACGAAGCAUGGAGGAAGAAUUUACGAUUUCAGUUGAUAUCGAGACUUUGCAAGGACGACGAGAAACUGUACUUACCGCACACAGUACUUCCUCAGGGUAGACGGCACUGCCUACGACGUCUUUCUAUAUAUUUUCGUCGAUCACGCAUCCAGGAAAUCAUUAACGUGACUCCAUAGUAAAUCGUUUUUCACAUCGAACCUCUUGAUACAUUUCACCAAAUUACGAAGUAGAUUUUUUUCGAUUCUCAUUUUUCGUGAUCAGAUACGAGCGAACACUCUACGCUUGUUAAAAUUUAUCUCGUGACGGAGAUGGGCAGAAUUUCAUUAACUUCUUACCUUAUUAUCCCUCCCUCAUCAGACUAAAAGGAGUGAUUGUAUUACUAAAAAUUUCCCAACAGAAAAGAAUCUGAUAUACCGGUAGGAAUAAAUUUGCCAUAUAUGUCUAUAAAUCAUUUUUUAAAAGUGGAACAUCAUUUAUCCAAGCACCUAUUGUUCGACUUUCGAUUAUGUAAAUGAGUAAUUAUGGUUAUUAAACUACGUGUCCAUCAAUAUUUAAAUUUUCAAGCACGUCUUCUUCUUGCUUCGAGUAGCCAAUUUGACUGUACAGUCUGAGUUUGAUGAGUACGAUUAGAUUUUAUUUACAUUCAUAAAUGUUGUUGUACACAUACUAAAAGGAUGAAACUACACUGGAGAAGUAUAGAAUUUUUUAUUGAUUUAUGACAUUUAUUUUGGUCCUCCCAAGCUGAUUGUCCUGAUGGAUUUGUCUGCCAGUUAGUUUGGAUAAUCGGGGUUCUACUGUACUUCAAAUAAGUGACUAUAAAUAUUCAAAAGCACUUUUUUCCAAAUAAUAGUAAUGUUGAUUUUGACCCUUUGAAUGAAUAGCAACAUUAAUUUCUAGCAAUAUUCAUAUCCCUUAAUUAACUGCAGAAUUAUGAUUCGACAUUGUAAGGCAAGGAGUUAAGUCGGAAAUAAUUGAAAAAGUGUGAUACUGACAUUUACUCAGAUCCACAGUAAUUUGUACGUACCUUUACUCGCUUAAAAUGUAACUCUAUAUUUUUUAAUAGAAUUUCAAUGUAAUUAAAAACUCGUAUUUGUUCGACAAAUAACGCGUAACAAAUUUCUCCAUUUAGAUCAUAUGUUUGCUCAGCUCUGUCUGUUAAGAAUCAUAUCUGAAUAGACGUAAGCCCUAUCUAACGAUAAACAUUCAAUUUAAUUUCGAGAUACCUACGAAACUGUAGCUUUUGUAAGUGUCUUGAAAUUCUUAAGACAAUUGGUCUUCGUAGGCACUGCGGCCCAUGUUAUUUAUGCAAAGAUACAAAUCAUUUAAAUUCUUGUUGACUGUACUGUUCGUUUUGAAUGAGGCUGGACCUGACGUGACAUUGAUGAUAUUAUUAACUGCAAUCCAAUUCGACACUGAAGCCUUAAUUUAUUCCGAAUUUCAGCAGUUAAAAUAUUUGUAAAUUUCCAUCUAUCCAUAUCAGACUGCUCAGUUCACGAAUAAAGUGCAAACUUCAUAGAAAUAUGUUCAAUGUAAGCAUUCGCGUUUGAAGUCACGUGGUUUUUUUAUAUCAGACUCAUCCUCAUUCUAAGCGGGCAAUACUUUUUAGGGAAAUAUUAAAAUUCCAAAAUGAUAUUUUAUGAAGUUCAAGAAGACGAGUGUACAUAAUAGGAAUUCAAGAUGGUAACAUUUAUUAUCAUACUUCUCGUUAAUAGGUGCCUUUUAUAAUAUUAAUAAAGGAAGCAAUAAGUAAAAACCUUCGAAUUCGAGGUAUAAGGUUUUCUUGAGGUAGCCGUAUUGAUAUUUUGCUAAGGAAAAUAAUAUGUUGUUCACGGAUACGAUUAAUAAGUAAUUUUAGAACAUUUUAUCGAACGACAAAGCACGAGAACUGUCGUUGCGAAGCAAAAAUCAAAGGAUAUUAAUGUACAAACGUGCCUUAACUGAAUGUAAGUCGAUUUUCACAAAGCGGUGAAACUAUUUUUUCUACCUGACGUGGUUUUUAACAAGUAUUUAAGCGACGCCCUGUUAUUUAUAUCUAUUAUUCAUAUCUGAUGCAGCCCGUUUACUAUACAUAACAAAGGAACUACUUCAGAUAUUAAGUUUUAUGUUUGUAUUUGUAUAUAUGCUUAUGUAGCAGUCUGUACCUGUAUAUAUGCAUAGCCGAAAGAGUUACAGGAAUUUUUUCAUGAAAAAAUAUGAGACACGUUCAAAACGUAUAAGCUGCCAUGAAAAAAAUCUUACAUUACAAUGUGAAUAAUAUAAUUUUAUAAAUAUUACUGAACAAAUUAGUUUGUAAAUUUCUAAAUGAACAGAAUAUACUGUGAUCUCAUUAGUUCUCGAAACGUUUUAUCCUUUCCAUCUCAAACUACAGUUGCACUUAUUCACAUUUGUAAUUUCACUAUGUCUGUCUAUUUAUUGAAAUGAAAACAACAAUGUUUCUGUUUCACGUACGUUUACGUACACCAGCUUAUAUAUUUCAAACUAGAAUGUAUUUCUUUAUGAAAAUAAUUUCUGUGGCUUAAUAAAAUAUUUAUAAACACAGGUAAAGAGUUUCAACUUGAUAUCCGCUCUUUUCCAGUAACAUUUUGAAGAUGCUGUACACUUAAUCUAUACGCGCAGAAGCGACAUGCUUAAGAACAAGUUAAAUUCGCGUGCCAAGGAAGGAAAUUAUAUUCUUCCGAUUAUGUUAAUUAAUGCGUGGGCUGCCAAUAAUAGUGGAAAUUUGUAAGAAAAUUUGUUCUUUACAAAGCGAAUAUUGCAUAAAGUUAUAAUAUUUCCACAGUUAUCCUUCUGUGACCAUAGAGAAUUUCACGAUGUAGUCGAACACAUUUACAUUUUUAAUUAUUCUAUCAAUGCAAUUUUGACGAUUGUGUUAAUUAAAUACGACUUUCAUGGCGGUCGAUGUGUUGUCUACAAUAUUGCGGAUAAAAUUGAAAUAAACUUACGAUACAAGCGUCGCCUUUUUAUUCGUUCAGUAUUAAAAGUACAUACAUAGAAAUCGAAUUACUUAAUCUAUAUAAUAUUAUUAUAAAUUCUGCGCCGAUCUGUCAAUUAUUGUACACGCGUGGGCACAGAGUAUGUACGUCAUACGAUUUCCAUUGCCUUUUAAUUUAAUUCAUUAAAUAAUUUAAUUGAACAGGAACCAAUGCCAAGAUCACCGCAAUGGUGUUUCUUUUUAAUGACAGCGACAAUAGCAAGAAAGCAAGUCGCAUGCACGUCGUAAAUUAUUCGACGUUUAAAACAGUACAACGAGUAAAACUCUGUAAAUACAAGUGCCUUGGUUAAGCCUAUGAUAAGCAUUUUUUACGUAUAUCAUCUGUAAUACUUUUUAUGAAAUAUUUAAAAUACAUUUU
This is a messenger RNA of Nomia melanderi (Alkali bee), 6283 nucleotides long. RefSeq lists its product as uncharacterized. Gene Ontology annotation, biological process: positive regulation of transcription by RNA polymerase II. Gene Ontology annotation, molecular function: RNA polymerase II transcription regulatory region sequence-specific DNA binding; DNA-binding transcription factor activity, RNA polymerase II-specific; protein dimerization activity. Gene Ontology annotation, cellular component: RNA polymerase II transcription regulator complex. NCBI's taxonomy places the organism in Eukaryota, Metazoa, Arthropoda, Insecta, Hymenoptera, Halictidae. The record is from RefSeq and is a predicted model, not a curated record.